Molecule: messenger RNA, 4730 nt
Organism: Petromyzon marinus (sea lamprey)
Lineage: Eukaryota; Metazoa; Chordata; Hyperoartia; Petromyzontiformes; Petromyzontidae
Product: sodium/hydrogen exchanger 3-like
Biological process (GO): sodium ion import across plasma membrane; proton transmembrane transport; potassium ion transmembrane transport
Cellular component (GO): apical plasma membrane; brush border membrane; plasma membrane
Molecular function (GO): potassium:proton antiporter activity; sodium:proton antiporter activity
Source: RefSeq, a predicted model, not a curated record
CGCCCUCAUCGCCUGCUGGGUGUAAAAGCAGAGAUUUAUCACCUUCCCCAGUGUGUGUGUGUACGUAAUCACGACUAUGCCAUCAUCAUUAUCCCGUCGCUGGCUUGCAGGGAAAAACCGGUUCGGACAAACAAAGGCUUGGUUACCCGCAGUGGACAGAUACCCGCAGUCGGACGCAGAGCUGCCUGACGUCCGUGUCUAGUGUGUGGUGUGACGAUUGAACAUCAUCUGUUUUUUGGGGUUUACUGCAGACGCUUGCUUCGUGGGGGCGAUGAGUGACGAGGUUUAACAGAGGGAGUUCACAAAGCCGCAUCUAUUGCAACAUAUUGUUCCCCGAAGGGUCUGCAGCAGCACGUAACGUGGCCGUGUGGCUCUGCGACACGGUAUGCGUUUAUAUAGGUGACAUCCACACACGUACACACACACACGUGUGUGUGUGUACAGUACUGCACGUGGACACAUACAGUAAGACGACGUUCACGCACGGGAACGCGCAUUCGGAGACAGCGCAGUGUACAGCAACAACAAUGACUGCACGUACACAUGCAGAACACACACACACACCGCAUCGAUUAGUGAAUUGCAUUAGAGCGAUAGAUUCGGCAACGUUGUAUGUAUCUACGGUCGUACGUACAUAAAUACACGUAGAAUCAGUUCAGGUGCAAUACAGCGGGCAUGACCGUGCGUAACACGGUCAUCGAACGAGAGCGACGAUCAGCCGUGAUGUCAUCGAAUACACCGAACGAAAGAUCAUCCGUUCAGCUGCGUAGAGUUAUUGGCAAGUACUGUUAACACACGCACGUAAACCUACACAUAAAAAAACAACACGCAUACUGCGUUCUAUACGUACACACGUACCCUUGUAUCGAUACAUACACGCAUAAACGCACACGCAAUACACAGCCCACACAUACCGACCGGCGUCCAGCUCUCUUGCUAAGCGGUGCGCACAAUGAAUGGAGGUCAGCGUUUAGGCGCAUCGGCACUUCUCAUGAGCGUGGCCACUCUGAGCCUCAUCGUCAUCGUCACCACCUCGUCUCCCGGGUCAGCGAUCGGCGGCGACGAGGACGACCGCCGCGAAGGGGGAGACGUGGCCUCAACAGGGGCCGGUGGAACGGAAGGGCCUCCGGGCACACGCCAGGGCGCCUUCGCUCCUACGCCGUGCCCGACCACAUGGAGUCCUCAAAGUGUCUCCUCGUCGCACCGCAAGGGCUUCGCGGUGGUCUCCCUUCACUGGGACCACGUUCAGGAGCCGUACGUCAUCGCUGUGUGGAUACUCGUGGCCAGCCUGGCAAAAAUUGCCUUCCACCUGUCCAGCAGAGUGACCUCAGUGGUACCGGAGAGCUGCCUGCUCAUCGUGCUGGGCAUUGUCCUGGGCGGCGUGGUGUUGGGCUCCAGCCGCUACGCCGAGUUCACGCUCACGCCCACCGCCUUCUUCUUCUACCUGCUGCCGCCCAUCGUGCUCGACGCCAGCUACACCAUGCCCAACCGGUUGCUGUUUGACAACCUGGGCACCAUUCUCGUGUACGCCGUGGUGGGCACCCUGUGGAACGCGGCCGCCACGGGGCUCUCGCUGUACGGCGCCCACCUCGCGGGGGCUCUGGGCCCCCUGCGAGCGAGCCUGCUCGACUACCUGCUCUUCGGCAGCCUCAUCGCGGCCGUGGACCCCGUGGCGGUGAUCGCCGUGUUCGAGGAGGUGCACGUCAACGAGGUGCUCUUCAUCAUCGUCUUCGGGGAGUCGCUGCUCAACGACGCCGUCACCGUGGUUUUGUACAAAGUGUUUGACACUUUUGUGGAAGUUGGUGCCGAAAAUAUACAGACUGUGGACUACAUGAAAGGAUUUGCUUCGUUCCUCGUGGUGAGCCUGGGCGGCACGGCGGUCGGAGUCGUGUUCGCGUUCAUGCUGUCGCUCGUCACCCGCUGCACCAAGCACGUGCACGCCAUCGAGCCGGGCUUCGUCUUCCUCUUCGCCUACCUCGCCUACCUCUCCGCCGAGAUGCUCUCGCUCUCCGCCAUCCUCGCCAUCACGUUCUGUGGGAUCUGCUGCAAGAAGUACGUGGAUGCCAACAUUUCGGUGCAGUCACAGACGACCAUCAAGUUCACCAUGAAGAUGCUGGCGAGUGGCGCCGAGACAAUCAUCUUCAUGUUCCUGGGCAUCUCGGCCGUGGACACUCACAAGUGGACCUGGAACACCGCCUUCAUACUGCUCACACUCAUCUUCGUCUCUGUCUACCGCGUCAUAGGUGUGGUGGCGCUUACCUGGCUGCUCAACCGCUUCCGCAUGGUGCCCCUGGGCCCCAUCGAGCAGGCGGUGAUGUCGUACGGCGGCCUCCGCGGCGCCGUCGCCUUCGCGCUCGUGGCGCUCCUCGACGAGGGCCACGUGCCCGAGAAGCGCCUCUUUGUCAGCGCCACCAUCAUCGUCGUCUUCUUCACCGUCAUCGUGCAGGGUCUGACCAUCAAGCCGCUCGUCAAGUGGCUGAAGGUGAAGAGGAGCGAGGAGCGAGAGCCGACGCUGACCGAGGAGCUGCACGAGAGAGCAUUUGACCACAUUCUCGCGGCCAUCGAGGAUGUGGCCGGAGAGUACGGGCAUCACUACUGGAGGGACAAGUUUGAGCAGUUUGACAAGCGGCACCUGAGCCGCCUGCUGAUGCGGCAGUCCGCCCGGCGAAACAAGAGCGAGAUCUGGGACGUUUAUCACCGACUCAACAUCCAGGAUGCCAUCAGCUUUGUGGAUCAGGGAGAGCGGAGUGGCUCUUUGGCAUUCAUUCGCACGCCGAGCGGGGAUAAGAUGAGCAGCGUCAACUUCUCCAUGGCACGACUACAGGCUCCUGAGGCUUCUAUCAGCAACAUGCUGAGGGAGAACAGCAGCUGCGUGUGCCUGGACAUGCAGGCGGUGGAAGCCGGCCGUAAGAGUGUGCGCGACCGGGAGGACAUCGUCACUCACCGCAUGCUCCAGGAGAACCUGUAUCGACCGCCACGCAGGCACAAGCACAGGUACGGUCGCUACACGCUGGCCGGCCAGAGCGAGCAGGAUCGGCAGGAGACGGAGAUAUUCCAGAGGACCGUGCACAAGCACCUAAGCGCCUUUGCGAGCAGCCGGCACUGUGUGCAUGGCAAGGCGAAGGCAAAGGGCUGCAAGAAGAAAGCGGGAGACAGAGUGGCCAAUGGAAAGCCACCAUCUACCAGGAUGAAACAUUCAGUCAGUUGGAUAGACACAGCAGUGGACUCGGAAGAGGACUCUGACGAAGAUGAAGGAAUCACGUUCGUGGCCAAAGGGUGCCACCAAAUCCUGAAGGACAUCAAAAACGGUUCGGUGCCCAUGGCCGGCAGCCCCCGGGUGCAGCCGCCCUCUCCGCCGACGCUGUUUGAGCGGGAGCCGCCCUGGCGAGCGCCGGCCUCUCACGGGCAGCUCUCGCCCACGGCCGAAGCCGCCGCGGCCGCCGUGGUGUCGGAGAGCGCCGGCAAGACGGUGCCCGCCUGGCACCAGAGCUUCUCGUCCUCCAUCGAGAGCCUCAACGGCGCCAAGCCGCCGCCGCCGCCGCCGCCGCCGCCGCCGCCGCCGCUAGCCGUCGGCCGUCGCCCAGACCCACGGGCGAUGCCGGCGCGUCCCGACGGCGACCCCGAGGACGAGGAGGGCGACGGCGCCGUGGAGCGGCAGGAGCGGCAGCCGCUGAUGGCGCCCGAGGGCUGCCAGGCGCAGCGAGCGGCUGGCGCGCACCAGUGGCGCUGCCGCCGCUCGCCGAGGACACGACGGGGCGGCCUGCCGGCGGUGCCGGCCACGGCGCCGGACAAGGCCGGCGGUGAGCGCGAGACGGUGCUGUGAUCGACGCCACGGAGCCGACGGGAGGCGCUGGCGCCCGUGGGCUCCCCGCGGGAGCCGGGCACCGGCAGCGUGUUUGCGGUUUCACGUUUGCGGCGAUUUCGGUUAAUGGGCGACGUCGUGUAGAAGAGGGGCGGAUUGAAAGCGCCGUGCGGUCGAGUAUUGUUGUUUUUAUUAUUGAUGUCUAGCAGAGUUUGCAGACUGAGUUAUUAAUUGCAGGAGCACAAUGAUAAUUAAUGUGUUGGGUCGCAUUCGAAACUGUCAAUAUAUGUUUGCAAAAUUACUUUGUCACUGUAGUAGUACUUAUGACACAUUUCAAAUCAAGAUUGUAGUAAUACUAAUAAUAACGCACAUCGCUCUAUCUGCUCCUGGAUCAAAUCUCCCCAUGCCAUUUUAGUCAUGGAGGUUGUCUGAUCACACUAUGCCACGCUGGUUUGAUGAUGAUGGGAGGCCAGGAGCAGUACAUAUACAUAUCACUCACCACUGAUGUUAACCGUGGCCGGGAGUCAAACUCAGGUCACGAGGCUUAUAGCAUAGUUUGCCGCCCUCUUUAUUUAUAAUACACGCACACACAUAAUAAACACACAUACGCGUGUGUUUAUAUGAAUGCAGUAAACAUAAACACAGCAUAUGUUUUGCAUCUGUAUGCUAUAUAUUCUGAAUGCUCAUAAUGUAUAUAUGUGUUUUAAAGAAAACGUAUUUUGAAAAGGUUUCAGCCAAUAUGGUUAUUACGUGAUGCUUUUUCGAAUAUUACUUUAAAAGUAACUAGAGGUAAGGUUAACAUUUACGUUUAGACAGUUCCGUGCGCAAUGUAUCACCUUUGAAUGUACAUUGUAUUUGCUUUACGAUAAAUCCUGGCACCCUGUCGGUUCUCUUAACAUAGUGCCUUAGCAAUAAACUUACAAUGUGA